Messenger RNA from Synchytrium microbalum, 1896 nucleotides. RefSeq lists its product as uncharacterized. The transcript is spliced from 11 exons. Gene Ontology annotation, molecular function: protein binding. Gene Ontology annotation, biological process: proteasome-mediated ubiquitin-dependent protein catabolic process. The coding region runs from base 1 to 1896 and encodes 631 amino acids. Lineage: Eukaryota; Fungi; Chytridiomycota; Chytridiomycetes; Synchytriales; Synchytriaceae. Gene Ontology annotation, cellular component: GID complex. The record is from RefSeq and is a predicted model, not a curated record.
AUGUGCAACGAAAUUAUGCGUCUUAAAGUGCCUAAUCCACCACCGAAACUUGGACGACAACCCCAACAGUAUUUUACUGGACGGUAUAGUUUAUCAGCAGUGGCGUCUCCUUCAAAACGAAACCACGACGACUCGGAACAUCGGUCUGCAAGUGGUCUAGCCACCCCUUCCUCCUCAAACUCUGAACAUCAGAACACUUCAACUACCAAUACUUGGCCCUUUCCAACUCCUACAAGCUCUAGGCCUGUAAAAAGACGUAGGAGGUCAUCUUCAUCUUCGUCCCAUUCAGAUAUGCAAGAGUCUGACAUGGUGGCUGCUAACGGAACACACUCUUCGGACGCUCACUCUCAUGCCAACGGUCACUCGACCACUACUCCAAAUGGUGCAUCAAAGCAAAGACCACCUAGAGAUGAAGAAGUCGUACGCAUCAUCAUUCAGGCAUUACAGGAUAUGGGUUACAAAUCCUCAGCUGAUUUGCUGCAGAAAGAAUCAGGCUUUGUGUUAGAAUCAUCAUCUGUAUCGCAGUUUCGCUCUGGUGUCUUAGCUGGCCAGUGGCAACAAGUAGAAGACUUGUUACCUUCACUUGUCACUGAUUCUAACGCUCAGCAAAAUGUACUCUUCUUGUUGCGGCGUCAAAAGUACCUCGAGUCACUAGAGAAACGUGAUAUGAAGAAGGCAUUGAUUGUAUUGAGGAAUGAAUUGACGCCAUUGACUGCUACUGCUCCAAGAUUACAUCUUUUGACUAGUUUCUUGAUGUGCUCUGGUGUCGAUGAUUUGAAGAAAAAGGCUGCUUGGGAUGGUGCUGAUGGUGUCUCCCGGCAUGAGCUUUUGGCUGAAGUGCAAAAGCACAUAUCGUCUGCUGUCAUGAUACCGGAACGGAGACUCGAUUCGUUAUUGGAUCAAGCGAUACAGUUGCAAAAGAUGAGCUGCAUGUAUCAUAACACGAACGAAGACAACAUCUCACUAUAUACCGACCACUCUUGUGAUCGAAACGAAUUCCCAUGCGAGACAACACACGUCUUGCAAGAACACUCAGAUGAAGUUUGGUUUGUUGCCUUUUCUCAUAAUGGAUUGUAUCUUGCUUCGGCAUCCAAAGACAACACUGCCAUCAUUUGGAGUCUUGAAGACUGUAAGCCACUCCAUAUCUUGACCGGACAUAAAGACUCUGUAUCUGCCGUCGCAUGGAGUCCUGACGAUUCACUACUACUUACUGCAUCUAAUGAUCAUCUCGUCAAGUUAUGGAAUACCAAGACGGCCUUCUGUGAGCAGACACUAUCACGACACACAGAGAAUGUGACAUCAUGCGCUUGGCUUCCCGAUGGUGACCGUUUUGUCUCCGCAUCUCACGACAAGAACAUAUUUAUGUGGAAUACGGAUGGCGAUGUUUUACAUCGAUGGCAGGGCACGCGAGUCACAGAUCUAGUAGUAACUCCUGAUGGCAAGAAGAUGAUUGCUAUCUGCCAUGAGAAGAAGAUCAGAUUGUAUGAUCUGGAAACGAGAACCGAGACUACGUGUAUACAAGAAACAGAUUCAAUCACAUCGAUAUGCGUUGCAAACGACUCUCGGCAUGUUCUAGUCAAUUUGUCGGUCAAGGAGAUACACUUGUGGGACUUGGAAGAGAGGAGACUUCUCAAAAAGUUUGUUGGGCAACAACAAGGCCGUUUUGUAAUUAGAUCUUGCUUUGGAGGUGUCAACCAGAACUUUAUCUUGUCUGGAAGCGAAGAUAAUAAUGUCUAUGUCUGGCAUCGAGAACAUGGUGUUCUGAUUGAGAAGUUGAGUGGACACACAGGAUGUGUGAAUAGUGUCGCAUGGAAUCCACGGUUCAACAUGUUCGCCUCUGCAUCCGAUGACCAUACUAUACGUGUAUUCGAAUGCACUGGAAUGACAUCCACAUAG